GGCACAGGAAGCGCUGGGAGGCCCGAGCCGUCCCAGGGUGCCCCGCGCGGCGUGGACUCGGGCCGCUGCCGCCAUCCCGCUGGCGAGAGGGAGAGAGAGGCCCGCCCGCUCGCCGGUCGGGCCAGUGUGGGCCAGUGCGUGAGGGCGCGGGGGGCCGUGUCAGCGAGACGCAGAGCGCAGCCGCCACCGCCAAACGGACAUGUUGGAGCCCAGCGCCGCCGCCGCCUCUUUUCCCUCAUCCUCCGCACGGGACUGAGAGGGGGCCCGCCAGCCCUCCGCCUCUGCCUCUGCCUCGGCCGCAGCCUCUUCCUGCCCGGCCUCGGGCUCCGCCGCGCGUCGCCUCCCCCCGCCCCUCAGGCCCGGCCGGUUCCCCGGCCCCGCUCCGCCGCGGCGCGAGGUCUAUGUGAGCGGCGGGCCCGGGGCAGCCGCCGCCGCAGCGCGAACAUGGACGCCGUCAACGCCUUCAACCAGGAGCUCUUUUCACUUAUGGAUAUGAAACCUCCUAUCUCUCGAGCCAAGAUGAUCCUCAUCACAAAAGCUGCUAUUAAAGCUAUUAAGCUUUAUAAGCAUGUCGUUCAAAUAGUAGAAAAGUUCAUCAAAAAGUGUAAACCUGAAUACAAGGUUCCAGGAUUAUAUGUAAUCGACUCAAUUGUGCGACAGUCUCGGCAUCAGUUUGGAACUGAUAAAGAUGUUUUUGGGCCAAGAUUCUCUAAAAACAUAACCGCUACAUUCCAAUAUUUAUAUCUUUGUCCAUCUGAAGAUAAGAGUAAAAUAGUCCGUGUGCUGAACCUUUGGCAAAAAAAUGGAGUAUUCAAGAUUGAAAUUAUUCAACCUCUUUUGGACAUGGCAGCAGGAACCAGUAAUGCCGCCCCAGUAGCAGAAAAUGUUACUAAUAAUGAAGGUUCACCUCCACCUCCAGUUAAGGUUUCUUCUGAACCCCCACAAGCCACUACAAACUCCGUACCAACUGUACCACAGUUGCCCAGCUCGGAUGCUUUUGCUGCUGUAGCCCAACUGUUUCAGACGACACAAGGUCAACAGCUUCAGCAGAUCCUUCAGACUUUUCAGCAGCCUCCAAAACCACAGUCUCCUGCCAUUGACAAUGCUGUGAUGGCUCAGGUUCAGGCUCUCACAGCUCAGUUAAAGACAGCUCCUACACAACCACCUGAACAAAAAGCUGCUUUCCCCCCGCCUGAACAGAAAACCGCAUUUGACAAGAAGCUACUUGAUAGAUUUGAUUAUGAUGAUGAGCCAGAAGCUGUGGAAGAAUCAAAGAAAGAAGAUGCUGCUGCUGCCGCUGCCACCACAGCACCUGCUGCUGCUGUUGCUCCGCCUGCGCCCGCUGCUGCCGCGCCCGCUGCUGCCACGCCUGCUGCUUCUCCUCCACAGGCACCCUUUGGGUUUCCUGGAGAUGGCAUGCAGCAGCCAGCAUAUACCCAGCAUCAAAAUAUGGAUCAGUUUCAACCUCGAAUGGUGGCAAUCCAGCAGGAUCCAGUGCACCAUCAGGUUCCGCUUCCUCCUAAUGGACAGAUGCCAGGAUUUGGCCUUCUUCCUACACCUCCAUUUCCUCCCAUGGCUCAGUCUGUGAUUCCUCCAACUCCCCCCGUGCAGCAGCCUUUCCAAGCUUCUUUUCAGGCACAGAGUGAACCACUUACACAGAAGGCACAUCAGGAAAUGGAAGUGGAACAACCUUGUAUUCAGGAGGUUAAGCGGCAUAUGUCUGAUAACAGAAAGUCAAGAUCUAGGUCAGCAUCCAGGUCACCAAAAAGGAGACGAUCUCGAUCUGGUUCUAGAUCUCGAAGGUCUCGUCAUCGACGUUCUCGAUCCCGGUCAAGAGAUCGACGUCGACAUUCUCCUAGAUCUCGUUCCCAGGAAAGACGAGAUCGAGAAAAAGAAAGAGAACGCCGACAAAAAGGCCUUCCUCAGAUCAAACCAGAAACUGCAAGUGUUUGUAGUACUACACUCUGGGUGGGACAACUGGACAAAAGGACUACUCAGCAGGACGUUGCCAGUCUCUUAGAAGAGUUUGGUCCAAUUGAAUCAAUUAAUAUGAUUCCUCCCAGAGGCUGUGCCUAUAUUGUUAUGGUUCAUAGGCAAGACGCUUAUCGUGCCCUGCAGAAACUGAGCCGAGGAAACUAUAAAGUGAACCAGAAAUCCAUAAAGAUUGCCUGGGCCUUAAACAAAGGAAUAAAGGCAGAUUAUAAGCAGUAUUGGGAUGUAGAACUUGGUGUUACUUAUAUUCCAUGGGACAAAGUUAAGCCUGAAGAACUGGAGAGUUUUUGUGAAGGAGGAAUGUUGGACAGUGAUACACUUAAUCCAGAUUGGAAAGGAAUUCCCAAGAAACAUGAAAAUGAAGUUGCUCAAAAUGGAGGGGCAGAAACCUCACACACAGAACCCGUGUCGCCCAUACCUAAACCGUUACCUGUGCCUGUCCCUCCUAUCCCUGUUCCAGCGCCUAUAACAGUGCCACCUCCACAGGUCCCACCACACCAGCCAGGUCCUCCUGUCGUUGGUGCUCUCCAGCCACCUGCUUUCACACCUCCUUUGGGAAUUCCCCCUCCGGGCUUUGGUCCCGGUGUUCCUCCUCCGCCGCCGCCUCCACCAUUUUUGCGCCCAGGAUUCAACCCAAUGCAUUUACCACCAGGUUUUCUUCCUCCUGGACCCCCACCUCCUAUAACUCCACCAGUGUCCAUUCCUCCUCCUCACACUCCACCAAUAAGCAUCCCAAACUCUACUAUCGCUGGUAUAAAUGAAGACACUACAAAAGACUUAUCUAUUGGAAAUCCCAUUCCAACAGUGGUGUCUGGGGCUAGAGGAAAUGCCGAGUCUGGUGACAGUGUGAAAAUGUAUGGCUCUGCUGUGCCACCUGCUGCACCCACGAAUCUGCCCACCCCUCCUGUAACCCAGCCUGUUUCACUUCUUGGUACUCAAGGAGUUGCACCUGGUCCUGUAAUUGGGCUCCAGGCACCAUCCACUGGUCUUCUUGGUGCCCGCCCUGGCCUGAUCCCACUCCAGCGCCCACCAGGAAUGCCUCCGCCUCAUUUACAGAGAUUUCCUUUGAUGCCACCUCGUCCCAUGCCACCACAUAUGAUGCAUAGAGGUCCACCACCAGGACCAGGGGGCUUUGGAAUGCCUCCACCUCAUGGAAUGAAAGGUCCCUUUCCACCACAUGGCCCCUUUGUUAGGCCUGGUGGAAUGCCAGGGCUUGGGGGCCCAGGGCCAGGCCCAGGGGGUCCUGAAGACAGAGAUGGAAGGCAGCAGCAGCCACAGCAGCAGCAGCAGCAGCCGCAGCAGCAGCCACCACCACAGCCACAACCGCAGCAGCCGCCACCAGCUCAGCAACCACCACCAACUCAACAGCAACCACAACCAUUUAGAAAUGAUAACAGGCAGCAGUUCAAUUCAGGUAGAGACCAAGAAAGGUUUGGAAGAAGAUCUUUCGGAAAUAGGGUGGAAAAUGACCGGGAACGGUAUGGGAACCGUAAUGAGGAUAGAGAUAAUAGUAAUCGUGAAAGGAGAGAGUGGGGAAGAAGGAGCCCUGACCGGGACAGGCACAGAGACUUGGAAGAGAGAAAUAGACGCUCUAGUGGGCAUCGAGACAGAGAGAGAGAUUCUAGAGAUAGAGAGUCUCGUAGAGAGAAGGAAGAAAACCGAGGAAAGGAAAAGCCUGAGGUGACAGACAGGGCAGGUGGUAACAAAACCGCUGAACCUCCCGUUAGCCAAGUGGGAAACGUAGACACUGUUUCAGAACUUGAUAAGGGGGAGUCUGAGUCUGCAGUUGUAAAACCUUCUGAAGAGUUACCUGCUGAGGCUACCUCAUCCGUUGAACCCGAGAAGGAUUCUGGCUCAGCAGCAGAGGCUCCUCGUUAGAGACUGGAAUUUGUCAAAAUGUGACAGUGACACUUCCUGGAGUGUAGAGCUUGAGGUGUACAGAUGCUGUAUUAUAUUUGCUCCUGCUAUAUCACAGCCCCACAGUAGUUGGUGGGGAAUUGUAAGCAAUUUGAUUGCUUCCCUUCUAUUUAAAAAUAGCCACAAAAUAACAAAAAAUACUGAAAAUAUGAAUAAAUAUUACCCUUUUUGCUGUAACUUUUUAAAAGUUUUGACUUUAAAAAGUUUACAAAUCGUAAUUAGAAGUGCUCUCUAUUUUUUUUUUUUUUUAAUUUAAGACAAGGUAACGGUGAAAGCUCCUCAAAAACAAUAGGGAUGUUUUUAAUAAACUCUAUUUUCGUAACAAACUUUAAUGUGUGCUAUUCUUCCUACACUGCAUUAAGGUGGAAAAGGAUUGUUCACCAUCAAAGUUUGAGCUGUUAAUACUGUAUUGGAGUCUAAAUUAGACUUAUUCUGAUGGAAAUAGACAUCUUUAUGUAGUCAUUCUCAAACACUUUCAUCUGUAAUACUUUUGAUUUUUAGCAUUUCAAUCAUAAGGUAAAGGUUUUAAUGUUAAUUGAAAAGCUUGUUAGUUUUGCAGUUCAAUCAAGGUUUUCUUUUUUACCAUUGGCUUUGUGGUAAAUGGUGCCCUAAUUAAUUUGUAAAGAGAAAUUUUGCUGGAGGGAAAAUUGGAUCCCAUCUUACCAGUACUUUGUACUAUAAAUUAUCUGAUUGCCUGGGUAUUACUUACUUAGAAGGUUGGGUGUUUUUCUUACCAUCCCAUUAAGUUUUUCAAAAGGGUGAAAGAAAUCAAGGUUAACAUUUGCAACCUGAAAGCUUUUUGUCUUAUUUUAUAUGUUUAAGGACUUAAAUGCAACCUGUUGUUUCCUAUAAGCCUUGCCUGUUGCCUUUCUUUACCAAUGUCUAAUCUCCCCUGCUGGGCAGAGGUAGACUAACGUUUUGCCAGAGUACUUUAUCUCUUUUGCCUAAAAUUGUUGGGCUAACUAGGAAAAAUAGUUGUAGCUUAUCCAAGAACUACUACAUGAAGACAUCCAAAGCCAAGCCAAACCUGUACCUAACUAGUACAGAAAAGCAGUUCGUCCCGCUGCCUACCCAGUGCCAAGGAAAAGACCUGCCGGGACCCAGCCCAAGGAGUUAGGCUCGGGGAAGCUUUUUUCUUCCUCCACUUCAUUUUUAAAGUUUCAGUGUUCUAGCAGUUAACUUUUCUGUGUCCUCAUCCCCAGGCGAAGCUGCUGUAUUACUUUGGUUUUUAAAUAGUAUACUCUGCAGCAAGAUCUGACGGACAGAAUUUCUCUAGGGCAGUUUUCUUGUGUUUCUAUCUAUCUUUAGAAAUAAGAAAAACCUGCUUCGUAUCGGCAGACUCGAAUUACAAAACUUUUCCUUAGUUUUCUGUAGGACCACUGAGAAGUUUAAAGUCGUAGCUGAAACUGCUUCUGGGAAGAAAGACACAUCUGGUUAUUUAGUGUUCAGAUUCCAAGGACUUGCAGCCCUGUACUUCCAAGUGAAAGUAGUGAGAACACCGUGUUUGCACGUGACAAAACCCCAAAAACACUAAGUGGUAGCGAUUACACGUGAAGCUUUAAAGGUCACAAGCGAGUCCCUGUAUUUCAGUCCUAUCCUGCAUACAUACCAAACUGUACAUUAGAGAAAUCUGUUAAAUACUGUUUUUAGAUUCUCUACCCAGCUGACAGCAGUUUUAACCACCUGUUGUGAGCACACGGUUCUUUACUACCAAUUUUAAAACUCUGAAGGCACUACAAAUUGUCUGUUUCCGAAUUAGCUUUUCCUCUCCUAAGUAAUCUACAUUUGAUAAAGUACAUCAUAUAUUUAUGAUCAAUCAGAACUGUAGCUUAUUUCUGGCUUAUCAAAAAUAUUCUACAACUUUCAAUUAAUAAACAACCGUAAUGCACAUAGUCAAACCUGAGUUAGGUUAACGUUUCAUUUAAAGCAUUCUCUUACAGGAGCACACAAGUAUUUACAUUAAGAGAAAGACCUGAAUUCACGAAUUGGGUGUGUAAAUUCUUCUCUUUAAACCUCCAGAACCCACAAUCAAACAUUUCCUUGGUUCCAUCUUACAAUGUUAUUCCUUUAAAUGGCUAAUCUGAAAGUAGGCUGUGCCAACCUCUACUUUUAUUAUAAACUAAAUGUUCACAAGUCUACAGAAAUGUGCCAUUUUGGCAGGUAGGUAAAUUAAUCUUAUUCUUAGCUAACUGAGGCUGUAACUUGCCAUUCAGUUUCACUAGAAGUUAUCAAAGGGCUCUUAGACCAUAACAUUUACUUUUAAAAAUAAACUUACAUACUUUUGAAUCAAAAUGCUGUAUUGGUUAAGCAGGGAAACUACCUUCAUUUCUCUAAAGGUGACAGGAUAGUCUAUUUGUCAAAGAUUAAAUUUCAGGUUAGCUUUAGCCAAAGACCAGCUGCUAAAAUUUAAAACAUUUUCAAAAGAGAGCUCUAUGAAAUAGUCAAUACCUGUCAACAUGCUACUCUACCUGUUUAAGCUCUGUGUCUGAGGGAUCAAGCUAAUUUGGAAUUUCAAUUUAGAUACUUCACUAGGUUCAAGAUACAGUGCCAUAUAGGCUACUUGUUUAUUGUAGACCUGAACGAGAACUGAAGAAAUUCUCUUAAGUUUAAUACUCAUCUAUGAUUAAGUCUGGCAAAAUAG
Messenger RNA from Equus quagga, 6550 nucleotides. RefSeq names its product SR-related and CTD-associated factor 4-like. Gene Ontology annotation, cellular component: nucleus. The coding region runs from base 445 to 3870 and encodes 1141 amino acids. The record is from RefSeq and is a predicted model, not a curated record. The transcript has 20 exons. NCBI's taxonomy places the organism in Eukaryota, Metazoa, Chordata, Mammalia, Perissodactyla, Equidae. Gene Ontology annotation, molecular function: RNA polymerase II C-terminal domain phosphoserine binding; RNA binding. Gene Ontology annotation, biological process: negative regulation of termination of RNA polymerase II transcription, poly(A)-coupled.